Messenger RNA from Salvelinus fontinalis (brook trout), 5214 nucleotides. It is a transcript of the gene slc37a2, whose product is annotated as solute carrier family 37 member 2. The record is from RefSeq and is a predicted model, not a curated record. Gene Ontology annotation, molecular function: glucose 6-phosphate:phosphate antiporter activity. Bases 621 to 2117 code for a protein of 498 amino acids. Gene Ontology annotation, cellular component: endoplasmic reticulum membrane. The transcript has 18 exons. Lineage: Eukaryota; Metazoa; Chordata; Actinopteri; Salmoniformes; Salmonidae. Gene Ontology annotation, biological process: glucose-6-phosphate transport; phosphate ion transmembrane transport.
UCUACACACUUCGGAAUAUAGAUUUUGUUGAGGCGUUUUGCCUGAGUUUGGAAAACAUUAGGGAAGGACUGCCUUCAAACUAUUAUGCACACAAUCUGUUAACAUAUGUACACAUUUCCUUGUGACAUGGUAGAGAAGUGCAUAGAGUAUUUAUAGGAACCGGCUUUUAUAACGCUAUCAGCGGACUCGAGCAAGUAUGGAAAUCGAUGGGAAUUCAUUGUUUGUGGAGAUUCACCCACAUCACCAUGAAGUAGGAAUAGCAAAGCGACUGAAACUUUUUUGAUCAGUGCGCGGAGUGUUUUUAUUCUUUAUAUUUUAAAUUAAUACAUUUUAAAUUAAUAAAAGAAAAAUCGGUGUGUUUUUAAUCAAAGACAAGUGGAAAAGAAUUCAAGCGAGAGCCUGUGAGAAAAGAAGCUGUCUCAUGUAACGAAACGUAAUCGUUUAAGUUUGUUUUUAGCUAGUUUUAGAGAUUUUUUUGUAGUCCUAGUUUUUGUACAAAUACUAUAUCAUCAAUUGGGUGUAUAUAAGGCGCCCGAUAUAACUUUUGAAGCCAUGUCUUAGAGAAAAUUGUAAGCGGUUUUAACAAGUUUUAAGAAGUUGUUUUGGCUACUCCACCAAAGAUGCGGUCUUCUUUGGCUCCCGGCAUUAGACUGAUCACGUCCUUCUCAAGAGACAGCUGGUACCGAGGUUUCACCCUCUUCCUCACCUUCCUCUUCUAUACCAGCUACCAUCUCUCCCGGAAACCCAUCAGCAUCGUUAAGAGUCAGCUGCACAGAAAUUGUUCCACCCUCAUUCGACCUCCAAACCUCAAUGGAACUGACAAUGAAACCUGGUGUGACUGGGUGCCCUUUGACCAGGACAACUACCAGACACUGUUUGGAGCCGUGGACAACUCCUUCCUGGUUGCUUAUGCCAUUGGCAUGUUUUUCAGUGGGAUAUUUGGAGAGCGCGUGCCCCUGCGCUACUACCUGACCAUCGGUAUGCUUCUCAGUGGUCUCUUCACGUGUCUGUUUGGCCUGGGCUUCUACUUGAACAUCCACUCAAUAUGGUACUACGCCUUCGUCCAGGCAAUGAAUGGACUGGUGCAGACGACAGGCUGGCCUGCAGUCGUGGCCUGCGUUGGGAACUGGUUUGGAAAAGGGAAACGAGGGUUCAUCAUGGGCGUCUGGAACUCCCACACCUCGGUAGGCAACAUCCUGGGCUCGCUCAUCGCUGGCGUCUUCGUAUCCUCGGCCUGGGGCAUGUCCUUCAUCGUGCCUGGCAUCAUCAUCGCCUCCACUGGCGUUCUCUGCUUCUUCUUCCUGGUGGAGAAACCAGAAGAUGUCGGUUGCAGCCCUCCGCAACACCAUGAGGACAAUGAGAAGGAGCCUCUCUUACAGAACUCAUACAGUAAUGAGGAGAUCUUCAGCAGUCCUGGCCAGUCCAACUCUGUCUCCUCUGAGCCGGCAGAGGAGCACACCAAGGCCAUCAGCUUCUGUGGGGCCCUCAGGAUACCUGGCGUGAUGGAGUUCUCCCUCUGUCUGCUGUUCGCUAAGCUCGUUAGCUACACUUUCCUCUACUGGCUUCCUCUCUACAUUGCUAACGUUGCCCAUUUUGACCCCAAGGAAGCUGGGGACAUGUCAACACUAUUUGAUGUAGGAGGAAUUGUUGGGGGCAUCGUGGCUGGACUGGUGUCGGACCAAACUGGGGGCAGAGCCUCUACCUGCUGUGUCAUGUUAAUCCUGGCUGCCCCUAUGCUGUUCCUGUUCAACCACAUUGGACAGCAUAGCCUAGCAACCACAAUCGGGAUGCUGUUGGUGUGCGGAGCCCUGGUGAACGGCCCUUACGCCCUCAUCACCACCGCUGUGUCUGCUGACCUGGGGACGCAUGAGAGCCUGAGAGGAAAUUCUAGAGCGUUGUCAACAGUCACUGCAAUUAUUGACGGCACGGGGUCAAUAGGUGCCGCCCUAGGUCCUCUGUUAGCAGGGCUGAUCUCUCCGACGGGAUGGAACAAUGUCUUUUUCAUGCUGAUCACUGCUGAUAUCCUCGCCUGUUUGCUGCUGUCCAGGCUGGUGUAUAAAGAGAUGAGGGGCUGGUGUGGACACAGCCCCAGACAUGGAGGGUUCAAAGAAAUCUGAGUGGCCGCCUGGGACAAGAGACCGUAUCACACCUGCGAGGAUGGGCGCAGGAAAAAUGACCCAGUAAUAAUCCCUGAGGCACACCAUGAUUCAUACGGUACUAGUCCUUUCAUCCUUCAACCUUAAUGGGUCCAGACCUCGUCCCCAGUGGAUGAAAGGAGCUGAAAAAGGAGGAAGGGGCCAUUGAUAUUCUGGGACCGUCUGACAGAGAGAACAUGUCCCUUCCUCAAGUGACCGCAAAGCUCUUUCUCUUUUAAACCCAAAAAAUACACUUUAAUUUUUUUUUUUAAUAGACUGUCUCUCUUAUAGCCCCUCUCAGUGCAGUGUUCAUCUUUCAUAUUUUAGCAUUACAAUUCUGUGCACACUGUGCCUUUCCCCAAUCUCCCCUCCAGUUGACAUCAUUUUGCACAGCUGGGGGAUGCCAAACUACAUAAGCAGUAAAGGAGGAGUUUCAAGGUAAUCAAGGGCUGUGGAGGUGAAUGUCAUCACCAACAAAAACACAACAGAUAAGGAAACAUUUGCUGACCGAUCUUAAAAAAAAUAAAAAAAACUCUGACACCAUCACAUUAUUCCAUUUGUCUCUGAUGCAAAUGGUUGUUGAAAUGUUUAUUGAUCAAUGAUUAGAAGUUAGUUUGUAUCCACCAUGUGCACUUCGUUGUUUUGUUUUUGACUCCACCCCUCCUAGCCGGCCUCGUCAUCAAUUUUGAGCAGGGUGUGUGAUGAUACUGAUGGUUUGUCGGGACUAAUAUUUUUUACGGUUGUGGCUAGAUAAAGAGUUCCCAAACUUUUUUGGCCCACGACGCCUUUAGAUUUUUUUUGUGAUUUUUAAUUGUCUAUAACCGUCUAUUACAAAUCAAUCUGACAGUACUUUUGACAGUAUUUCAAUCUGAAGGAAGUAUGGUUUGAAGUGACUGAAAUGCAUCAACGGUAUUGGGAAGUUCAGAAGAUCAUCACGCAAUAAUUCUGUGUAGAAAAGAACACCAUCAUUGAUGUUCUUUUCCCACCCAGUUUGAUUUAGUUAGCGCCUAGUCUUUUGCACUCUGUUCUAAUGAAUCCUGCGUGGCUUGUGGGCAUUGUAGAGGAUAACAUAUGUGUUUUUUAGAGUCUUAUCUUUCAGUGAUGGGGUUAUAAUAUUUUGUAGCUUAAACCAUUCAAAAGAUAGAGCCACAUUUGUAGAAAGAGAACAGAAACUGCUCUGUUUAUUACAACUAAAACUAGCAGCUUCUAUGAACUAAGCAAGAUUUCAGACUUUCCCUUGCGACCCCCAUUGGGAAACGGUGGGCUAGAUGGAGUUCAGCUACGGAGAGAAGUUUCUGUACAUAGCAGGUUAGGAGAGUUCAUUUAGCAGGUUAGGAGAGUUCAUUUAGCAGGUUAGGAGAGUUCAUUUAGCAGGUUAGGAGAGUUCAUUUAGCAGGUUAGGAGAGUUCAUUUAGCAGGUUAGGAGAGUUCAUUUAGCAGGUUAGGAGAGUUCAUUUAGCAGGUUAGGAGAGUUCAUUUAGGAGGUUAGGAGAGUUCAUUUAGCAGGUUAGGAGAAUGAAGUUAAGGUUAGGAAAAGGGUUGGGCUUAGCUAAAAUGCAACGGUUGUCAACAACUGUUGUCCUCGACGCGACAUCUAGAUGGAGCUGUACUCCAUCUAGUCACAAUCGUAGGAACCGUCUCUCCCGACAAACCAUCGGUAUCAUAACAGGGGCUUUUGACUUUUGCCGUCGGGCUCCUAAAUUGCAAGUUGAGCGCCAACUCCUCCCACGCGACCAACAAACGAGCUCACCCAAUGUUUUCAAGUGGGACUUUGAUUGUAAAUGUAUCCCUUUUAGUGGCACGCUACCUACUCUCCUACAUAUUUAUUUGGCAUAGAAGCUAAAAUGUAAUUUGGCUCUAUACUCCAGCUUUUUGGAUUUGAAAUCAAAUGAGCCGACAAUACAUAAUGUCACCUUUUUAUUUUGGGGUGUUUUGUGUUUAACUAUUUAGAAAUGAAGCAUUUAAUGUAUCUAGUCCCCCCAUUUUCAAGGUGUCAUACGUUUUUAGACAAAUUCACUUAGUGUAUUACAUUUAUUCAAGUUUAGUAUUUGGUCCCAUAUUCCUAGCACACAAUGGCUACAUCAAGCUUGAGACUAAACAUUUGUUGGAUGCUUUUGCUGUUUGUGUAGGUUGUGUUUCAGAUUAUUCUGUGCCCAAUAGAAUGGUAAAUAAUGUAUUUUGUCAUUUGAGUCACUUCUAUAGUAAAUAAGAAUAUGAAAUGUUUCUGAACACUUCUACAUUAAUGUGGAUGAUUCCAGAUAAUCAUGAAUGAAUUGUGAAUAAUGAUGAGUGAGGAAGUUAGAGGCAUAAAUAUUAUACCUUAACCUCCCCUGUUAUUGAUAAUGAUGAGGUUAGAAUUUGUUUAGGGGCAUGAUCUUUGUACGUCUAACUUUCUCGCUCAUCCUUAUUCACCCUCAAAUAACAGGUCACAUUCUGUCUUGUAGGGUCAUAUAAAACAUUUAAUAUCAAAUCCAAAAUGCUGGAGUAUAGAGCUGAAUGUAAAAGUUUUAGCUUCACUGGCCAAGUAAAUACCUAGGGGACCAGUGUCCGUAUUCCUUUUUUUUUUCUUUUUUUUAAUGAAUUGAUGUUUCAUUCUUUGUAGAUAUUUAUUUUUUAUUUUUUGUUGACAUUUUAGUCAUUUAGAAGACUCUCUUAUCCAGAGUGACUUACAGUAGUGAGUGCAUACAUUUUCAUACUUUUUUUGUACUGGUCUCCCAUGGGAAUCGAACCAACAACCCUGGCAUUGCAAGCACCAUCCUCUACCAACUGAGCAUCCUCGCCGGUGGGCCAUGUUAUUAAGGUGAUAAUUGUACUUUAGGGACCCUCUGUUGCCUUGUAGUCAGAGGCGUUGUUAGAGGGGGCGUAAUCUUUUUUUAAAUAUAAUUGAGGAGGGAUGCAGAUAGUUGUAGUGCCCCAAAUAAAGUCAGAUGUUAUACCAUGCAUAAGCUAUGCUGAGGGCAGGCUGUAUUAUGUGACAUGACAAAUAUUCCAAGUACAUUUAGAAAACAUUUAAAUGAUGAAGUGUAUGUACAUCAGAUGUCUGAUUUAAGCUGAAUAAAUCUGAGCAUGACCAACUGUA